This is a messenger RNA of Bombyx mandarina (wild silkworm), 524 nucleotides long. Its product is annotated as pyridoxal phosphate homeostasis protein. Gene Ontology annotation, cellular component: intracellular anatomical structure. Gene Ontology annotation, molecular function: pyridoxal phosphate binding. The record is from RefSeq and is a predicted model, not a curated record. NCBI's taxonomy places the organism in Eukaryota, Metazoa, Arthropoda, Insecta, Lepidoptera, Bombycidae.
AUGCACCUCAGUCGUGGACUGUUUUCACACCAGUACGGUUUAAAAGUUAAAAAAAAAGGUAUUUUAAUAAAUACAUUUCUGAUUUCUUUAGCAAAAAGCGGCUUAGAACCAUUGGAAACAACAAAAGCUGUUGAGCACAUUCUCGAAAACUGUCCAAACCUAGAUUUCCAGGGACUGAUGACCAUAGGGCAGUAUGACUAUGAUAUUACCAAAGGACCAAAUCCUGACUUUCUGUGCCUAAUAAAAUGCAGGCAAGAAGUGUGUGAGAAGUUGAAUUUGGAUAUCAAAGAUGUUGAGUUAUCAAUGGGAAUGUCUUCGGAUUUUGCACAUGCUAUUGAAUUAGGCGCAACUACAGUUCGGGUUGGUUCUACUAUUUUUGGAGCAAGGCCGCCGAAAAAUUCAUAAAUCACGUUGCUUAGAAGUUACUUUAAAGUUAUUUAUAGGUUAUUGAAAUUUUAAACCAUUAAUUUGUAAAAUGUAUGUAAUGUUUCUAUAAAAGGGCUUCCAAAAUAAAUAAGAUUUUA